Messenger RNA from Oncorhynchus nerka (sockeye salmon), 1818 nucleotides. Its product is annotated as retinoschisin-like. Bases 70 to 768 code for a protein of 232 amino acids. NCBI's taxonomy places the organism in Eukaryota, Metazoa, Chordata, Actinopteri, Salmoniformes, Salmonidae. The record is from RefSeq and is a predicted model, not a curated record. The transcript is spliced from 6 exons.
AAUCCAGCCCUCGUGCUGUCAGAGUGGCUACAGUAGAGUGCUUCAGUGUGGUCCUGUCACUGUGUAGGCAUGAAGAUGGAAUCCCAUGGACAGUGUGUUCUGUUGGCCCUCCUGCUUGUGUCUAACGUUCUAAUCCGUGUACACGCCCAGGAGGGGGAGGAGGUGACUGAGACAUGGACAGGACGAGCCUGUAAGUGUGACUGUGAGGGGGCAGAAUCCCCAACCCAGUUCACCUCCCUCUCCCCCACCCCACCACGUGUCAUGGAGUGCAUGCCAGAGUGUCCGUACCACAAGCCCCUGGGUUUGGAGGCUGGAUCAGUCAGACCAGACCAGAUCAGCUGCUCCAACGAGGAUCAGUACACUGGCUGGUUCUCCUCCUGGCUCCCCAGCAAUGCCAGACUCAACAACCAGGGCUUUGGGUGUGCUUGGCUGUCUAAGUUCCAGGACAACAGCCAGUGGUUGCAGAUUGACCUGAAGGAGGUGAUGGUGGUGUCUGGUAUCCUGACCCAGGGGCGCUGUGACGCUGACGAAUGGAUCACCAAGUACAGUGUCCAGUACCGCACCGACCAGAAUCUCAACUGGAUCUACUACAAGGACCAGACGGGGAACAACAGGGUGUUCUACGGGAACUCGGACCGCUCCUCCUCGGUUCAGAACCUCCUGCGUCCUCCCAUGGUAACUCGCUACAUCCGUUUGCUCCCUCUGGGCUGGCACACACGUAUCGCCAUCCGCAUGGAGCUGCUGCUCUGCAUGAGCAAGUGUACCUGAUUCUGUCUGUCCUGACGACCAGGGUCACACUCAGCAGGGUACAACACCGUGGAACGUUCAGACAGAAAAUGUAAUGAAUAGAACUGACAUGAUUCUACAUGACAGAAAGUCAUAUUGGUUCUACACAAUAUAUUUCUAUGUGACGGUCCUGUAAUGAUACACCAUCCUGAACAGGCCCAAGGAGAGCCCUGGUCGUUCCCCUGGUCGUUCCCCUGGUCGUUCCCUAUGCCAAGGUGGAAUCUACUGCUCUGGAAACCCUAGUUUCCUUUCCUUCCCCAAACGGUUAAGUAAUAUCUCUCUCCCAGGGAUGGGGUUUAUGUGUGAAAAGGUCCAUUCUGUUUUCAGAUUAGAUGUGUUACAACAACAGUUUUAUUUAUGAUAUUUUUUUUUACACUGAACAUAAAGGGGUGGAUGGCCAGGUGUUUCCACUUGGGUGAGGAAGAGUGGAUAAAUACACGCCUGUGAACCGACAAACACAGAGAAAUUGGGGAUGAUUAUGUGAUGAGGAAAGCUCAGAGAAAGAGAAGACUACCAGUCCUGUGGUUAACUGGAUGUUGUCUACUGUACUGUACUGUACUGUACUGCACUGUACUGUACUGUACUACUGUACUGUACUGUGUUGUGUACUGUACUGUACUGUGUUGUGUACUGUACUAGUGUACUGUACUACUGUACUGUACUACUGUACUGUACUGUGUUGUGUACUAUACUGUACUGUGUACUGUACUGUACUACUGUACUACUGUACUGUACUACUGUACUACUGUACUGUGUUGUGUACUAUACUGUACUGUGUACUGUACUGUACUACUGUACUACUGUACUGUACUACUGUACUGUACUGUACUGUACUGUGUUGUGUACUGUACUGUGUUGUGUACUGUACUACUGUACUGUACUUUGUUGUGUACUGUGCUGUACUGUGCUGUGUUGUGUUGUGUAUGUAGUUUGUGACAUCAGUGAUGUAGAGGUUAUCGUUCGUUGCUUGUUUUAUUGUAUUCAUUUAAAGUUGACCAAAACCAGUUCCUGAAAUAAAGACAAACUCUUGUA